This is a messenger RNA of Cololabis saira (Pacific saury), 5740 nucleotides long. RefSeq names its product G protein-coupled receptor 158a (gene gpr158a). Bases 202 to 4167 code for a protein of 1321 amino acids. Gene Ontology annotation, cellular component: membrane. Lineage: Eukaryota; Metazoa; Chordata; Actinopteri; Beloniformes; Belonidae. Gene Ontology annotation, molecular function: G protein-coupled receptor activity. The record is from RefSeq and is a predicted model, not a curated record. The transcript is spliced from 11 exons. Gene Ontology annotation, biological process: G protein-coupled receptor signaling pathway.
UUGUGCCAGAGGCAGACAAAGGGUUUUCCGUUGUUUUUCUGCGAAGACAGAGGUGUGGAGCGUUUCAGAGAUAUCCUACAAGUGGUGAAGCGAUGUUUUAGCGGUGCGAUUUGGCAGAUUUUGCGCCCCAUCCAUCUACAUCUGAUAAACACUGUCAUUCCGAGCUGCACACAUCUGUGGACGCUCUCUGCAGGGGGGGAGAUGGCUGUUUUCCGGCUGUCGCUGCUUCUGCAAGUGGGAUUAGUCAUCGGAGCGAAUUACAAACACCCAGCUCGGUCGGGUGUCGGGGAGGAUGCGCUGGCCGGCGCGGAGACGCACCACGGCGGGCAGCGGCGGGCGCAGCUCCGCCUCGCUCCCGGUCCCGGUCCCGGUGGGGAGAACCUGCAUGAGCAGCAGCUUCCCAGGGUGGUCACGGCUUUCCUGCACACGGGGGACUCCAGCACCCUGAAACACGCCAACUGCUCCCGUAAGUACGAGCUCACCUCUCUGCGGGGAAGGUCACCCAUCACCGCAACAAGCCCGCACGACUCCAUGCGCAGCGUGCUGGACACGGUGCUGCACGCCACAAACUUCCUCAGCGUGAUCCUGCAAGCCAACAGGUCCAGGGAGAGCCACCUCCGCAGAGACAUCGAGUGGUACCAUGCAUUGGUCAGGAGCAUGCUGGAGGGGGAUGACAAGAUCCACCGGGCUUGGGUGACUUUUGCAAAAGGGGGGGAGGCGGCAUCAUCAUCGGGGCCGUCGGUGCUCCUGCAGGCCAGCAGAGCCGGCGGGGAGAUCCUGCUCCAAGACCUCUCCAUGGCGCACCAGCAUCCGCACAACAGCACCACGGAAACACGCUGGUACCACGACAUGAGGGACAGGAGCAACCCCACUUUCCACAAAAGGGUUCUGACCCAAGAUUUUAGAUCCGUGGAGAAUGAGUUGAAAAGGGGAGAGAGUUUCAUCCCGGACGGAACGCACGUCAAAUGGUCUGCGCCCUUCUUGGAGUGCGAAAAUGGGAAUUUUGUUCCGCGCUGGCUUCUGACUUUAUCUGCUGCUUUCUAUGGCUUGAAGUCCGACCUGGUUCCUGAGUUCAGGGGCGUGGUGCGGGUGGACGUGAGUCUACAGGAUGUUGAUAUUGACCAGUGCUCGGCCGACGGCUGGUUUGCUGGAACCCAUCGAUGCAACCUGACCACUAUGGAGUGUCUGCCGCUGCGCGGCCAUGGAUUUGUCCUGGACAAGUACAAGUGCCACUGCAAGAGAGGAUACUACCAUCCCAACAGAGUAGCCGUCAACGGCUUCACAAAGUCGGGGCGACAGGGCAAAGCGGCGGACGGCGGUGCGGGUGGAGACGAGGGCUCGUCCAGCGACUGCCUGCCGUGCCAGCAGGGCUGCGCCUACUGCAAGGACGACACGCCGUGCGUUGCCCGGGAGGACGGAGCGCUGCGCCUGGCCGUGCUGUCCUUCCAGUGCCUGUGCAUGCUCAUCGUCUUCAUCAGCAUGGUCCUCGUCUACCACUUUCGCAGAAACAAGAGCAUCAGAGCCUCGGGCCUCGUCCUGCUGGAGGCCAUCCUGUGUGGAGCGCUGCUUCUCUACUUCCCCGUUGGGAUCCUGUAUUUCCAGCCCAGCGUUUUCCGCUGUAUCCUGCUGCGUUGGGUUCGAUUGCUGGGCUUCGCCACCGUUUAUGGGACGCUAACUCUUAAGCUGUACAGGGUGCUGAAGGUGUUCCUGUCCCGUACGGCCCAGAGGAUUCCCUACAUGACCAGCUGGCGGGUGCUGCGUCUGCUGGGCGUCAUCCUGCUCAUCGUGUGCUGGUUCCUGGUGGCGUGGACGUCUGCCGUCUGUCAGAACCCCGACAGGAAGUCGGCUCUCAUCGACGUGGGCUUCACGCCCGACGGCCUGCAGUUCAGCAUGUGCCUCCUGGAUCGCUGGGACUACAUGAUGGCUGUCGCCGAGUUCCUGUUCCUGCUGUGGGCCGUGUACCUCUGCUACGCGGUGAGGACCGUGCCGUCAGCCUUCCACGAGCCUCGCUACAUGGCCAUCGCCGUUCACAACGAGCUGGUCCUGUCAGCCAUAUUUCACGUGAUCAGGUUCACUCUUGCUCCCGAACUUCAUCCAGACUGGAUGCUGCUUCUGUUUUUCACUCACACACACUUAACUGUAACAGUUGCGCUGGGACUGCUGCUCGUUCCUAAGUUCCUGUUUGCGGGCACCCACAUGAGAGAUGAUAUAGCGUCCGAGGCCUACGAGGAUGAGCUGGACAUGGGUCGCUCCGGGUCGUACCUCAACAGCAGCAUAACAUCAGCGUGGAGCGAGCACAGCCUGGAUCCUGAGGACAUUCGGGAAGAGCUGAAGAAACUCUACUCCCAGCUGGAGAUUUACAAGAGGAAGAAGAUGCUGGCAAAUAACCCCCAUCUGCAGAAGAAGAGAAGCUCUAAGAAAGGGCUGGGUCGCUCUUUGAUGAGGCGCAUCACAGAGAUUCCUGAGUCAGUGCAUCGGCAGUGCAGUCGCGAGGACAAGGAGGUUGGAGAGCAUGGUAGCAACCGGAACAGCAUCUGCAUGCUAAAGAAGAAUCCAUUGGAUCAGACUCAUUCAGGAAAACCAGCAAAAGAGGAGGCAAUGAAGAACAAGGUGUUCUCCCUGAAGAAGUCCCACAGCAGCUACGACCAUGUCCGUGACCAGAGCGAAGACUCCAACAUCUCUGGGAUGGACAAGAUGGAGGUGAACACAGCUGAAGUGUCCCUCCUGGAUACACUCAUGGGCAAGAAGCUGGCUCAGAAGAAGUCCAGUGAGAAUAUAAACAACACCCCCAGUGAAUCCACCGAAUCAGUUCCCUUAGUCUGCAAGUCGGCCAGUGCCCAUAAUCUCACUGCAGACAAGAAGCCAAUCCAUCCCAGAGCGUCCAUGCUGCAGAAGUCUCUCAGUGUCAUCGCCAGUGCCAAAGAGAAGACUUUGGGGUUUGCUGGAAAAACACAGAGCACAGAGGAGAGCAAUAAAAAGAGUCAGCCAAAGAAAGCAAAUGCAGAGACAGAGGAGUACCAGUCCAAGAUGAUUAUGAGUCAAUCAGUCGACUACAAACAAAGCCCUGCUAAAAGCACCAUCAUGAAACAAGCAGUGAGCGGCAGCCAGCCUUCAGUCUGCUCCGAUUCACUCAAGGGAAAGGACCUUUAUAAUCUCUCAGAAGUCUGUCCCUGGGAACUGGAAGAUCUCCCAACUCCAUCUGAGAACAAGGUCCAAAAACACGUGUCAAUAGCUCCAAAGGAAACCACAACAAUUCACGGUGGCAGCAUUAAGGGAAGCAAGUCCCAGAAGCAGAAAGCUUCGGAGCAGUCUCCAUCGAGUGGCAGGCACUCAAAGGAGACUCAGAAGACGACAGCUGUUCGAGCCGACGUUUGUCCGUGGGAAGAGGGAGGUGAGAGUCAGGCCAGUCCAGCCGAAGGGUCGAGGCAACUAGUGUCCAGUCUGUCUAAGCCUAAGCAGCCUCACGCCACAUUAGAAAGCUCCAAAACAAGUCAGGCUGACAUUUGUCCUUGGGACUUUGGAGAUCCACAAAAGACAGAGUUAGCUCCAUCACCAGAUUCAGCAAAGCAGAGGAAGAGUACCUCUCCUAUAGAUGGGAGAGGGAUGGGUACCGUGUCAGAUGCCCCCAAGGUGGGGGCAUUUCUUCAGCCACAGAUAUCGAAAGUUGACGUAUGUCCAUGGGACUACGACAAUGCGGCAACUACUCCAAGUCCCGAGAGGACGCCUAGUUCUGCACAAGCGUCCAAAUCCAAGGAAAACCCUUCAAAGAAGAAAGGCACUCCAUCAGCAAGGACGGUUGAGAAAGAGAUAUCAAAAGACACUGGCGAGGAGAGAAGUAAAACAAAAGUCAAAGACAAGAGCAGAGAGAAACACAUGAGCCAACCAAAAAUGGCCGAGGUCUGCCCGUGGGACGUGGAGAGUCCACAGGAGGUGCCGUUGGUGGAAAAAAGGAAAAGCGCUAAUGUCGGAGCAGCCAAAGCAAAGCCGGUGGAAGUCUGUCCGUGGGAUUUUCAGGAUACGGAAACAGAUAAAAAAGGUACAGACAAAAGUGGCGCCGGAGUGAAGGAGAGCAAUCCCAACUCCAACAGUGGAGCUGCCAGUAUUGCUAGAAAAGCCGAUGUUUGCCCGUGGGACUUUGAGGAGAACACAUCAAGCAAGAAGGCAUGACACCCAACAUUAAUGGACCACUGAAGUUACAGAUAGUCAGUGUAUAUGUUUUUGUUUUUUGUUUUUUCACUUGGAAAUGGUUCAAUAUUACCUUUUACUAUUUGUAUGGUGACUUGGAAGCAAAGUUGAUCCAGUUCCACAAGUUGCCUUUCUUUCCAAGGUUUAGUUCUUGUUUUACACAUUUUGGAAAUAAUUAAAAUGUAGAAAAAAAUAAAAUAAAGUCAAGAUAAGCAUUCCAGAAAACUACGGGAAAAUCCUGAAGGUAAAUUGUAGACCAAUUAUGCAACUUUUGAUUCAACAUCUUUAUUUCGUGAGCAAUUGUUGGACGUCUGCUUUUGUCAUGUUGACAGCCUUUACCUUUUGUUUUGCUCAUAUGUUGUUAAAGUAGGAUGUGACAUGCAGGUAGAUUUAGUAUGAAAAAAAAAGGUGAGAGAUGAAGGUUGAAGCGUAAACUGCAAAAGUGAAAGCCAAAGAAUAAGGAAGCAUGUGAAGACAAAGCUUUGGUUUUCAGGCUGUACUACAAAUGCGUUAGUUUUGUCUUUGGCCCAGAAGGAAGGAAAUCAGUCUAUAGCACUUUAGCAAACUUCAUAAAUUAAGAAUGAAGGACAGAUUCUGUCUUUUAUGUACAUUUUUUUAUCCUCUUGUCAGCAUCAUGGCAUAAUAUCGCACAGGAUAUCUGACACUUAAGGUUUUGUCUUUCCUGAUUUGUUUGGAUCUACUUAAUUGUAGUUCUCUACAGGUUCAAAUGCUUCCAAGUCUGCAGAGAUGUACUGUAUGUGCCUAAAUAAAUAGCAUUGUCUUGUAUUAGUCUGAAGGGAAGCCGGUGGCUUCUUCUCCAGCAUUUUGUGACAGCGAAUUAUAUAAACAGCAUGCACAGCCAGGUAUCGAGUAACUGGACAAUACCAGUUUGUCAAAUGAAGCAGCUGAUAUGUUGAGGGAUUUUUUUGUUGUUUUUUUUUAAAGAAAAAUUCAUGUUCCUGCUUUGAUAUUCCUCAAAAUUAACAGAUGGCAAAGAAAAAAAGGGAAUAUCAGGGCAGUCUUAACAUUAAUGUGUUUUUGAAUUGCUUGGUUGUUCAUGUAUGUAAAAAAGCAGGGAUGGAAAUAUACAGAAGAAAGUCGUGUGCACCAGCUUUAUAAAUGAAUCCAGCACAGAUCUCUGUGUUGCACCAAAUACUGUAUGUGUCAUAAAUACAAACAAAAGAUGUGACGCAUUUAUCUUGAAAUUCAGUCCUAUUGAGCUAUUUAUACUCCAACUACUCCAAUAACAAUAAUGACUUAUAUCCAGUAAUAAUAUUUAUAAGAAACAAGAACUCAAAUACGUCUGCUCAAUUAAAACUUGGGUUUUAUGUUAUAGUUGUGGCCAUCAAAUGUCACAUAUUCACUCAGAAGUUAGAUAAUCCUCCGGGAUAGCAUGAUAAAUGUGGAUGCUAACAGUUGUCUUAAACAUUCAUCCCAGUUUAACUAUGUAACUACACAUCUGCGCGCUCAUGCUGCUCAAAUUUUGAUUAACUUCAGUUUUAUUUAUUCAUUCGUUGUCUCACUCAUGUUUUUUCACUUGGAAAAGGUUCAAUAU